ACUCAUUCCACCUCUGUUCCCCAACCCCCUUUUCUCUCACCCUUUACCGUAUCACACCUCCCCCUCCCCUUUCUCUCGUUUCAAUAUUUUUUUCCGUCAGUCUGGGUUCUGUUCAUUCUGUUGUCCCGGCGGCUUUGGGAGGGGGUAGAGGGUGGGAUCUCGCGAUUGUUGGGACUUUUUUUUGCAGACUUACAGUGGAAAAUGGCGCCCGUUGUGACGGGGAAGUUUGGUGAGCGAGCUCAACCGCAGCGCCUAACAAGGGAGGCUAUGAGGAACUACCUGAAAGAACGUGGGGACCAGACUGUGCUCAUACUGCACGCUAAAGUUGCCCAGAAGUCUUAUGGCAAUGAGAAAAGGUUCUUCUGCCCUCCUCCAUGUGUGUACCUGAUGGGCUGUGGCUGGAAGAAGAAGCGGGAGGAGAUGGAGAGAGAGGGCUGCUCAGAGCAGGAGGCGCAGCCCUGCGCCUUCAUUGGCAUAGGCAACAGUGAACAGGAGAUGCAGCAGCUCAAUUUAGAGGGGAAGAACUUCUGCACGGCAAAGACUCUGUACAUCAGCGAUAGCGAUAAGCGCAAACACUUCAUGCUGACCGUCAAGAUGUUCUAUGGAAACAGCACAGACAUCGGCAUGUUCCUCAGCAAGAGGAUCAAAGUCAUCUCCAAGCCCUCCAAGAAGAAACAGUCCCUCAAAAACGCAGACUUGUGUAUAGCGUCGGGCACCAAAGUGGCAUUGUUUAACCGGUUGCGUUCCCAGACAGUGAGUACACGUUACUUACACGUGGAAGGGGGAAACUUCCAUGCCAGCUCACAGCAGUGGGGGGCCUUCUAUAUUCACCUGCUGGACGAGGAGGAGUCGGAAGGGGAGGAGUUUGCCGUGAGGGAUGGAUACAUUCACUAUGGUCAGACGGUCAAACUGGUGUGUUCCGUCACCGGCAUGGCGUUGCCCAGACUGGUCAUCCGGAAGGUGGACAAGCAGACAGCGUUGAUGGAUGCAGACGACCCGGUGUCUCAGCUACAUAAGUGUGCCUUCUACCUGAAGGACACAGAGAGGAUGUACCUGUGUCUCUCCCAGGAGAGGAUUAUACAGUUCCAGGCCACACCCUGCCCCAAGGAGACCAAUAAGGAGAUGAUAAACGACGGUGCUUCCUGGACCAUCAUCAGCACAGACAAGGCAGAGUACACCUUCUACGAGGGCAUGGGCCCCGUCCCCUCACCUGUUACACCUGUACCUGUGGUGGAGAGUCUGCAGCUGAAUGGUGGGGGAGACGUGGCCAUGUUGGAGCUCACAGGACAGAACUUCGCCCCGGAUCUCAGAGUCUGGUUUGGAGACGUGGAGGCAGACACUAUGUACAGGUGUGGUGAGAGUGUGCUCUGCGUGGUCCCUGACAUCUCGGCCUUCAGGGAGGGGUGGCGCUGGGUCCGUCAGCCCGUCCAGGUACCCGUGACCCUGGUCCGCAAUGACGGGGUCAUCUACUCCACCGCCCUCACCUUCACCUACACCCCUGAGCCAGGGCCCCGCCCACACUGCAGCGCCGCCGGGGCCAUCCUGAGGGCCCACAGCAACAGCGUCUCCUCCUCGUCGCCGUCGUCCUCGUCGCCGUCGUCCUCCGGCUCAGGGAGCCUGGGUUUGGGGGCGAUGGCGGAAGGCCAGGGGGGGUACGGGAUCGGCCCGGCCGGGGGUUCGACCAGCAGUGUGGCGUCAUCGUCGGGGUCGUCCGUGAUGUCCAUCUCAUCGUAGCGGA
Messenger RNA from Esox lucius (northern pike), 1738 nucleotides. Its product is annotated as recombining binding protein suppressor of hairless. The coding region runs from base 202 to 1734 and encodes 510 amino acids. Gene Ontology annotation, cellular component: nucleus; MAML1-RBP-Jkappa- ICN1 complex. Gene Ontology annotation, molecular function: DNA-binding transcription activator activity, RNA polymerase II-specific; RNA polymerase II cis-regulatory region sequence-specific DNA binding. The record is from RefSeq and is a predicted model, not a curated record. Gene Ontology annotation, biological process: Notch signaling pathway; regulation of transcription by RNA polymerase II. NCBI's taxonomy places the organism in Eukaryota, Metazoa, Chordata, Actinopteri, Esociformes, Esocidae. The transcript is spliced from 11 exons.